Messenger RNA from Chondrus crispus (carragheen), 2397 nucleotides. RefSeq lists its product as hypothetical. Bases 1 to 2397 code for a protein of 798 amino acids. The transcript has a single exon. The record is from RefSeq and is a predicted model, not a curated record. NCBI's taxonomy places the organism in Eukaryota, Rhodophyta, Florideophyceae, Gigartinales, Gigartinaceae.
AUGAAUCAAAAACAGAGCAGAAGAAUCUCCCGAUUGCUCUGCUCCGCAGUUUUUGAUGCAUCACAGGGAGAAUGCCCAGCGAUGCAAGCUGCUCCCUUUUUUGCCCGAAAACAGAGUCUUCUAUCAUUCAAACUCGACACCCGUCAUGGCCAUCUGUUCACUCCCCUCUUUCCUAUGCAUGUUGGACCCCACUUACGAGCGACAGCGCACGUUCCGUUCGCAAUUGGGUCUAUGGUCAAAGCCGGCUUUAUCAGUCUCUGCGGUCCUCGACUCACCUCCCUAAACUCGUCUACAAUUUCACUACACCGCCACUGUGUUCUCGCCGCAUGCUCCCGCGCGCAGACCAUGUCGAUUCCUGGCAUUCCGGCCGACCGCGCCGCCCGCAACCGCCCGUGGGUCCGCACGAGCAAUGUGCACAACGCGCUGCUCACGAACCACUUCCUCGACUUGCUCGAGGUCCACGGCGAGGCGCACGGCCUCAUGCGCGAUGACGCGUACCCCGGCUACGACCCAGCCGGCUCGCAUGCCUUGCGCAUGCAGAGGCUAUCGAAUGAGUUUCGACGGCAGGUCAUGGGCGCCUUCGCGAGACGCCUUGGGGUGGCUGACGUCGCUUGCAUCUCGCCGGGGCCGGUGACCGGGUCGGCAACACUGGAGAGGGAGAGGACGGAGGAAGCGAUAAGAGAGCGCAGGCCGAUGAUUGUGGGAGGCGUCGUUGCCGAUGAGGAGUGCAGGCUUUUGGCGAGGAUACCGAUGCUUUUACGCGUGGAUGUUGCGGAAGAUCUGUUCGGUUGGAAAGUGAGCAAGGAAGAAGACGCGGGUGUGAACGAUUGCAUUUAUAUACCGGUUGGGGUAAAGCGGCGGCCGUUGGAGAUAAACCGGGAAGGUACAAUCCGUGGCAACGCGCUCGCCCGCAUGCAGGCGGAGAUGUGGUUGUGGAACCGUUUACUGGGCUCCGUUCAAGGGUACGAGCUUGGGACGGGCUUGCUCGUCGGCUUGCAUCCGAAGCGGAGAAAGGCAAUUCCGUUGGGCGCUUUUGUGAACGUGGUGGAAGACGGCGUUGCGGAAGGGAUGCGUCCGGUCUUUGAUGAGACCGUCUGGCGCGUCGCGAGAGUGCCUUUCAGCGACAUAGAAGCCUCAUACGGUCAAGAAGCCCAGGAGGCGUUGACGUGGCGUGUCAAUGUCAUUGACAAAGGUGAGGCUUGGAUUACUGCUGCCAUGGAGCGUGCAAUACUGGACGGGAAGGGGGAUGAGGGGAACGGGAUAGCGCAUCUUGCUGCGAGCGCGACGGAUCCGCGGCUGCGGCCAAACAUGAAGUGCCCAAGCAUGUAUGAUGCACCGUGGUCCAAGGCGAAGCGGAUGCUUGCCGAAGAGCUACGAGAAGUGACGAUGGUGUCCGGCGUGAGCUACUGGGCAAGGUCGGAAGCGAUGGGAAAAGGUGUUCCAAACGACUUUGCCCAUCCUCGCGUCACGGCGGAGGAGCUCGGCAUCAGUUCGCAGUUUACAAAGACCGUUCUGGAGAUGUGCAAACCCAGCUACCACGGCCCGCUCGUGAAACCGAAGCAGAUCCCGCACAACUGCUACAACUGGCGGAGGCUAGAGGUCUAUGACAAGAACAACAAGUUGAAGUUCGACAAAUCAGGGCCGGAGCUGCAGUUUGCUGACGAGCGGACGUUUUACAUAGAUUUUGAGCUGGCCUCACCCGAGCAUCUUUGCGUCGAAGUGGAGAAACGGAGAGAGGAGACAGCAGAGCAGAACGGGGAUUACAACCUCUACUUUGACGUUGAUCCCUCGGUGCCCAUCCAAGAAGACUCGACAACGGAUUCUCUGGUGUUCAUGAUCGGGUGCGGGCGCGUUCUGAGCGGGGAAUGGGAGCACCGAGUGUUUACCUCUGCGGCGCUGACGCAAGUGGCGGAGAGCGCUUUGAUCCGUGAAUGGUUCGAGUACAUGGACUCGGCGGUGCCGCGGCAGGCGAAGCGGCCGAUUCUGAACGUGUGGGGCCCGGAGAAGAACUUGCUGAAGAAGUCCGUGCGGCGGAUGUGCGGGGCGGACGCCGAGGCGGUGAAGCAGAUGCGGCACGUGGAGGUGGUGAACGUGCUGGACGUGAUGAAGACGGGGUGCGUGACGAUCCGCGGGAAUCUGAAAAACUCGCUCAAGAGCGCGUGCUGGACGCUGGACAGGCACGGGCUGCUAAACGAGUUUGCGCGGAGGGAGGACGAGGAUGUGGUGACGAACGGGGCCGACGCGAUGACGCUCGGGUUGCACGCUGCGGAGGUGACGGUGAGGGAAGGGCUCGGGUCGCUGAGGCAGGCGCCGAAAAUGGGGGAGGUUGCUCGAUACAAUGAGGCGGACUGUCGCGAUAUCGCGCGCGUGAUCACGUACUUGCGCAAGCAUCACUGA